Molecule: messenger RNA, 2333 nt
Organism: Serinus canaria (Common canary)
Lineage: Eukaryota; Metazoa; Chordata; Aves; Passeriformes; Fringillidae
Gene: GABRA2
Product: gamma-aminobutyric acid type A receptor subunit alpha2
Exons: 10
Coding region: 60-1427 (455 amino acids)
Biological process (GO): signal transduction; synaptic transmission, GABAergic; gamma-aminobutyric acid signaling pathway
Cellular component (GO): neuron projection; synapse; GABA-A receptor complex
Molecular function (GO): GABA-gated chloride ion channel activity; benzodiazepine receptor activity; transmitter-gated monoatomic ion channel activity involved in regulation of postsynaptic membrane potential
Source: RefSeq, a predicted model, not a curated record
UCCCUCCCCGCCUCGGCCGCCCGCCCGCACGCUGCUCCCAGGUUUUGCAAAGAGCAGCGAUGAAGAAGAAGCUGGCACUCUCCGAGAUGCAGUUGGUUCUUCUGGUUUUAUUGGUGUGGCUACCAACAAGAUCAGUGCUGGCUGACUCCCUGGAAGACGAAGCUAAGAAUAACAUCACCAUCUUUACAAGAAUUCUAGACAGACUUCUGGAUGGGUAUGAUAAUCGCCUCAGACCUGGAUUAGGAGAUAGUAUUACUGAAGUCUUCACUAACAUCUAUGUGACCAGUUUUGGACCUGUGUCAGAUACUGAUAUGGAGUACACGAUAGAUGUGUUCUUCCGCCAGCGAUGGAAAGAUGAAAGAUUAAAGUUUAAAGGCCCAAUGAACAUUCUUCGACUGAACAACCUAAUGGCCAGCAAAAUCUGGACCCCAGAUACAUUUUUUCACAAUGGGAAGAAGUCAGUGGCUCAUAACAUGACAAUGCCAAACAAGCUUCUACGAAUCCAGGAUGAUGGGACGCUCCUGUACACCAUGAGGCUUACAGUCCAAGCUGAAUGUCCAAUGCACUUGGAGGACUUCCCUAUGGAUGCUCACUCGUGCCCACUGAAAUUUGGCAGCUAUGCAUACACAACUUCAGAAGUGACAUACAUUUGGACUUAUAAUGCAUCAGAUUCAGUGCAAGUGGCACCAGAUGGCUCAAGACUGAAUCAGUAUGAUCUUUUAGGCCAAACAAUUGGAAAAGAGACAGUUAAGUCAAGUACAGGUGAAUAUACAGUAAUGACUGCUCAUUUUCACUUGAAGAGAAAAAUUGGUUACUUUGUCAUUCAGACUUACCUCCCCUGUAUCAUGACUGUCAUUCUGUCUCAAGUGUCAUUCUGGCUGAACAGAGAAUCUGUACCUGCCAGGACAGUCUUUGGAGUAACAACUGUGUUGACAAUGACAACACUGAGCAUCAGUGCUCGAAAUUCACUCCCCAAAGUAGCAUAUGCAACAGCUAUGGAUUGGUUUAUUGCUGUUUGUUAUGCAUUUGUAUUCUCUGCAUUAAUUGAAUUUGCAACUGUAAAUUAUUUCACAAAACGAGGAUGGGCCUGGGAUGGAAAAAGUGUAGUGAAUGAUAAGAAAAAAGAAAAAGCAUCUGUCAUUAAGAAAAACAAUGCCUAUGCAGUGGCUGUUGCCAACUAUGCUCCAAAUAUUACCAAGGACUCAGUGCUACCAACCAUCUCCAAGAGUGCUACAACUGCAGAACCCAACAAGGCAAAACCAGAAGCGAAGCCACAAGAAGCAAAGAAGACAUUCAACAGUGUUAGCAAAAUUGACAGAAUGUCUAGAAUAGUGUUUCCAGUCUUAUUUGGUACUUUUAAUUUAGUGUAUUGGGCUACAUAUUUAAACAGGGAGCCUGUCUUACUUGGCUUUGCACCAUCUACCUAAAAGCUGACUUGCACUGAGGACUUCAAGCAUCAUUCUAAUCAGAUAGGUUGUUCGCUAUGUACAGUCCGACUAAUAACUGCUAAUCUGUGAACCAUUCUGUACAGUGUGUAUAUAAAUGUCUUGUCUGUGUGUCUCCAAAGGAGGGACACAGCAUUAAUUCAUGGGUCUGUAAACAGAUAGCACCCAUGGCAAAUACAGCCAGCUCUUUAAAAGUUAAACCCAGGGGACUUCUGUUAAACUAGGAUUCAAAUAUACAGAAUUAUAUUCUCUCCGUACAAUGAGAUGAAGAUGUGAUCCUGCAUAAUUAUUUAGGAGCAGUAUUUUUUUAAUUUAAAGUUAAAAUAUUUUUCUAUAAAGUAACUAAUUCUACUUUAGUGAAAGAAACUGUCAUUUAAAAAAGUGAUUUUUUUAAAAAGGUGUAAUUGUUUCAUACAAUAGCAGUACCCAUGUACAUAACAGAGUACGGAGGUCGUACAGUUCUGCUCUUCACAAACAUUCUGGAUACAAGUUAGAUUGAGGAGGUAGCAAACACUACUGUCUGGCAAAAGCCACAAGUUUCUUACUUCUGUCCUCUUUGAAGUUGUUAAUAAAUUCUUUUAAUUGAUUUCAGGGGAAAGGGUAAAUCAAAUUCAAUAUCAACCAACUUCUGCUAGUGAGAUACUUAUUUUUUCACUGUUUUAUUUAUUUGAUAUUACUAAGCUGGCUUGUUUUCUUGGUUCAGCAAAGCUGGAUUUUUUAAAUUAUUUUUUAUUUUGUUCUUAAGUGAAUUAUUUUCAGGUUUAUAGAAUCACUCAGAAAUUUUUCAGGUAUAAGUUUAUCAGUAAUAUAAUACACUUUUUUCCUUUGCUUAAUGUUUUCCUCAAUCCUGCCAUUACAAAAUUUACCUGUAUUUGUCCCAGGAAGCAC